Python bivittatus (Burmese python) is the source of this 951-nucleotide messenger RNA. RefSeq names its product olfactory receptor 6J1-like. Gene Ontology annotation, cellular component: membrane. Gene Ontology annotation, biological process: G protein-coupled receptor signaling pathway. The record is from RefSeq and is a predicted model, not a curated record. Gene Ontology annotation, molecular function: olfactory receptor activity; G protein-coupled receptor activity. Lineage: Eukaryota; Metazoa; Chordata; Lepidosauria; Squamata; Pythonidae.
AUGAGGCCAAGAAAUCACAAUGAUACAGACAUGGAACAGGUAACAGAAUUCAUUUUAAUUGGCUUCCAGUUGUCUAGGUCUUUGGAAAUCUUUGUUUUUGCUGUGCUCUUAGUAAUUUUUCUAUUAACACUUGCUGGGAAUUUCACCAUCAUCCUGCUGGUAGGCUUCAAUCAAUGCUUCCACACCCCAAUGUAUUUCUUCCUUUGCAACCUUUCCCUCUUGGAGGUCCUUUUUGUCUUGUCUAUCACACCCAAAAUGUUGAUGAACCUUAUAUCCAGGAACAAAGCCAUCUCUUUCCAAGCCUGUGCUGCCCAGUGCUAUUUUUAUUUCUUCCUUGGAACCACUGAAUUCAUCCUCAUCGCUGUGAUGUCCUUUGACCGCUACGUUGCCAUCUGCCAUCCACUUCGCUAUACCAUCAUUAUGAAUGGUUGUCUUUGCAUUUGUUUGGUCCUAUUCUGUUGGAUUGGAGGGCUCCUUUCUACCAUUGUCUCCUUCUGUUUGAUCUUCCAAUUAUCAUUCUGUGACUCAAAUCUCAUAGACCACUUUUUCUGUGACUAUGGUCCAAUGAUAACCCUUUCUUGCAACGAUGUCCACUUCCUUUUGAGUCUAGCCUCCAUCCUAUCCUCCGUGGUACUCCUCAGCUCUUUGUCAGUCACUGCUAUCUCUUACCUUUACAUCAUUGUCACCAUCUUGUGUAUGAAUCCUACCAAAGGUCAGAAGAAGGCCUAUUCCACCUGUGCGUCACACAUUAUGGCGGCUUCCAUCUUCUAUGGGAGUGCCAUCUUUAUGUACUCAUUAUCUAACGAGGGACGCUCUCGGGAUGUCCAGAAAGCAGUGGCAAUUCUAACUGCUGUGGUCACUCCAUUACUGAACCCUUUUAUUUAUACCUUGAGGAAUGAGAAGGUCAAGGAGACCAUAAAGGAUUUUCUAAAGAGAAGAAAAAUUCCUUAA